Molecule: messenger RNA, 1028 nt
Organism: Glycine soja
Lineage: Eukaryota; Viridiplantae; Streptophyta; Magnoliopsida; Fabales; Fabaceae
Product: putative F-box protein PP2-B12
Exons: 4
Coding region: 48-848 (266 amino acids)
Molecular function (GO): protein binding
Source: RefSeq, a predicted model, not a curated record
CUUCAUAUUCGUAGUUGAUAGUAUCUCCAUCCAACAGAAAUCAAGUGAUGAAGUCCCAAGACUUGCCGGAAGGAUGCGUCGCACACAUAUUGUCGUACAUUUGUACUCCUGAAGACAUAGUCAGGCUCUCCCUCGUUUCCAAGGCCUUUUAUUCUGCAGCUGAUUACGACACUGUGUGGGAUCGUUUUAUACCCUCUGAUUUCUCCUCUACCAUUUCUCCACUUUCUUCCUCUAACUCUAAGAAGGAUCUCUAUUUCACUCUCUCCGACCGUCCCACCAUCAUCGACCAGGGUAGAAAGAGCUUUCAAUUGGAAAAGCGAACUGCGAAGAAGUGCUACAUGCUUUCCGCUAGGGAUAUUUCUAUUACAUGGGCUCCAACGCAGGGAGAGGCUUCUCAAUAUUGGGAGUGGAAAAGCCUACCAGAGUCAAGGUUCCAAGAAGUUGCGAGGCUUUACGCUGUGUGCUGGUUUAACAUCACUGGGCAGAUAAAGACCCGCGUCUUGUCCCCAAAUACUCAGUACGCAGCUUUUCUUGUGUUCCAGAUGAUCGAUGCCAGUGGAUUUCACCACCAUCCUGCGAUGUUAUCAGUAAGUAAUGUUGGAGGCAGUAGAACUUCCAAAUAUGUUUGUUUGGAUCCCAACUUAGAAGAUAAUGAUCUUGAUGACAGAUUUCGGGGUCUGCAACGUCCUAAUGUGAGAAAAGAUAAGUGGUUAGAGAUUGAGAUGGGAGAGUUCUUCAACUCAGGCUUGGAAGAAGAUGAAAUCUAUAUGAAUGUCAGGGAAACUAGUGAUAUGUGGAAGCACGGUUUCAUUCUUGAAGGAAUAGAAGUUAGGCCUAAACAUGUUUGAUCCGUCAAAUGAUUGUACUUAGGCCUAACCUGAAUGGAUGGUGGUGUUUGCUACAGUGGAGGGAGACCCGGAAUAAUACAGACUUGUUAUCUGUAUAAAUUGUUUUUCUGAUUUGGCUUUUUUGAGAUAAAAAAUCAACUUAUUGUUUAUUAUUUCCUUAUUGAAUGUGUGUUUUGAUUA